Ornithodoros turicata is the source of this 3927-nucleotide messenger RNA. RefSeq lists its product as uncharacterized. Gene Ontology annotation, biological process: DNA integration. The record is from RefSeq and is a predicted model, not a curated record. The transcript has a single exon. Gene Ontology annotation, molecular function: nucleic acid binding; zinc ion binding. The coding region runs from base 1 to 3927 and encodes 1308 amino acids. NCBI's taxonomy places the organism in Eukaryota, Metazoa, Arthropoda, Arachnida, Ixodida, Argasidae.
AUGGCUACCGGUGGAGCUACAGGAGACCAGGUGGAUGGCCAUUUCACUGGUGCUGCUGCUCUUCGUUUUGAGAGGCCGGGAGUCUUCGAUUCCGAGAAGGAUGAGUGGAAAUUUUACUGCAUCCGAUUCAGAGCAGCCCUGCAAGUAGCUCGCAUCACAUCGGAAACCGACAAACGGAGUCUUUUGAUUUCUUCUCUGAAUGCUGCGGUUUUCAAGCGUCUGUACCACCUUCUUCAACCGAGGAAUAUUACGGACGUUCCAUUUGAGGAUUUGGUGACUGCGCUGGAUGAGCAUUUUGCUCCGAAGAGGUUCAAGGAGUUUGAAAGGGCCAAGCUUUUUUCGUGUCGACAGGAAGAGAACGAACCCGUAAAGGAUUUCCACAAUCGCCUUCGUGCAAUUGUAGCAGCUUGUGAAUACGAGACUGAGACUGACAUCCGUUCGUGUUGCCUGCUGACAGCUUUCAUAGUCGGCCUUCGAGAUCAGCGCAUUCGGGCGAAGCUGGUACUGGAGAAAAACCUUACCGUUGACAUAGCACUACGACUUGCCGAAAGCAGCCUAGCAGCUGAAGCUGGAUCUCGUGACUUGGACACCUCAUUCGCUGGAAACGUUGGAAAGGUUUUUCUACCACCAAAGCAGAAUACAGUUAAGUGCUUUCGUUGUGGGAACCACAACCAUGACGCUGGUAACUGUCGGUUCCGCAAUGAGUCGUGUCACGAUUGUGGAAAGCGAGGGCACAUCGCCAGUAUGUGCCAGCAAAGAGGGCGUACAUCGCAGAAGCCAAGGAACAAAUCUGCUUUAGCGAGAAAAGUCCAAUCUGUCACGAUCUCCAAUGUCUUCUCCGUGGACGAGAAUGACGGAAGAUUCAUUACAUGCCGGAUAUCGGGCUACAAGAUUUCUCUUCAGGUCGAUACAGGGUCCAAAGCAACGCUGUUGAACAAAGCGAGUUGGGAAAUGCUAGGUAUGCAAGAACUUCUGCCAGUGCAGCACCGCCUGCAGUGCUUCAAUCAAAAACCGAUCAACGUCCUUGGAAGAGCACAACUGGAUGUCCGCUGGAAGGGACACAGUUUUAAGUUGGAAGCAAUUUUCACUGAAGCUAAUGCGAUCAACAUCUUGGGCAGAACUUGGAUGUCCGCUCUUCGGCUCGACUUGAACAAGCUGUUCGUUUGCGUCGCGGGAAGUUCCCCGGUCUUGGGAAGUAGCCUCCAAGAACUGGUGACGAAGUACCCAGCUGUAUUCCGAGACGGUCUGGGAAGAUGUACAAAAACGAAAGUUCAUCUUGAGCUCAAAUCUGACAGCCAGCCAAAGUUCUUCAAAGCACGACCAAUACCAUUCUCUAUCCGUACGGCUGUAGAACGCGAUCUAGAGCGACAGGUGGCUAAUGGAGUGCUAUCCCCGAUUGAAACGUCCGCUUGGGCUACGCCCAUCGUCGUUGUCCCCAAGCCAAACGGCGCAGUUCGCGUAUGCGGUGAUUUCAGCGUGACGGUAAAUCCGCAGCUAGACAUUGCACAGUACCCUCUUCCGCGUCCAGAAGAGUUGUUUGCUAAGCUGAAUGGAGGGGUCAUCUUCUCGAAGCUCGACCUAUCAGAAGCAUACCUUCAGAUGGAGCUAGACGACGAUGCAAAGAAGGUAUUAGUCGUCAACACUCACAAAGGACUUUUUCAAUUUCAUCGAAUGCCUUUUGGCAUAGCUUCCGCACCUGCCAUAUUCCAGAGAACGAUGGAGCAAGUUACUGCUGGACUGGACUAUAUAGCAUGUUACUUGGAUGACAUGAUCGUCACUGGAACUACGUUAGAGCACCAUCUUUCCAACCUAGCGAAGGUUUUCCAGCGUCUCAGUGAUUUUGGUUUCACUUUAAAGAAAGAAAAAUGCGCCUUCUUCAAGCAAGAAGUCGAGUACCUGGGCCAAAUCGUUUCAAAGGAAGGCUUUCGACCAUCGCCCAAGAAGAUUUCAGCUAUACUGAAUAUGCCCGAACCACGUAAUGUUUCGGAACUACGAGCGCUAUUGGGCAUGAUUCAGCACUAUAACCGGUACAUACCUGGAUUGGCAGACAUCUGCUCACCAUUUCACGAGUUGCUCCGUAAAGAGUCUCGCUGGUACUGGUCUUCCGAAUGCGCCGAAGCUUUUGAGACGGUGAAGCUCAAAUUAUCAGCGCCCGAGUCCUUAGCGCACUACGAUCCAGCAAAACCACUGUUUCUUGCUACUGACGCAUCAUCCGAAGGACUGGGGGCAGUCAUCUUUCAUAGGAUUGAUGGCAAGGAGCGUCCCAUCGCCCGCGCUUCCAAGACGCUCACCUCUGCCGAGAAAAAGUACGCUCAAAUUGAGCGAGAAGCGCUUGCCAUCAUCUUCGGCGUCAAGAAGUUCCAUGAGUACUUGUGGGGACGAAGGUUCACUCUAUACACGGACCACAAGCCUUUGACAACCAUCUUUGGUCCGUACAAGGGUAUACCGGUAACGGCCGUCAAUCGUUUACAGAGGUGGGCCCUCAUCCUAAUGAGUUACUCAUACGACAUUAUCUACCAGCCAACGACAGACAUUGGAAAUGCUGACGGCUUGUCACGCCUAGCAGUAGGGCCGGAUCCGCAAUUCGACAAGUUGAUCCAGGAGGAAGUCAACCACGUUGAUGUUCCGCCGUCUCAUCUUGCCGAUAUCAGUUUCCCUAUCCCUGCUGAUGACAUUGCCAAGGAAACAGCUAGGGAUCCUCUCUUUUCACGCCUAUACCGGUACAUUCUGGAAGGAUGGCCUUCUCAUGUACCUCCGGAUGCUGAACCGUUUGCUGCCCGACAAACUGAGCUCACAGUGCUUAGCGAGUGUAUCGUCUGGGGGAUGCGAACGGUGGUUCCGAAGAAGUUCAGGUCUAAGGUCCUAGAUGUCUUGCAUUCCGGUCGCACCGGCCAGACGAAGAUGAAGAUGCUUGCCCGGUCUUACGUGUGGUGGCCGAAGAUAGACAAGGACAUUGAGACCUUAUGCCGUAGUUGUGAAGAAUGUGCAGAGUUCAGUGAACAAAAGCGGCCUGUUCCCCUCCACCAAUGGGAGCCUCCAGCUGGACCAUGGGUUCGCGUUCAUUGUGACUUCGCUGAAUUCAAACAUCAGCAUUUCCUCAUUACUAUCGACGCCUACAGCAAAUGGCCUGAGGUGGCGUACAUGCCGACAACUUCUGCCUCCGCCACCACGACAUCGCUACAAGACAUUUUCGUCCGCCAAGGGUUUCCUGAGCAGCUGGUUACAGACAAUGGACCCCAAUUCACCAGCCAGACCUUCAAGGAUUUUGUAACACAGCAUGGCAUUCAACACGUUCUCACACCGCCUUACCACCCAAAGUCAAACGGACAAGCAGAAAACUUCGUCCGUACAUUUAAGUCCGCCUUGCGGAGGGGAGGAACAACCAAGGACGGAAUUCAAAAGUUCCUGACGCAGUACCGCGUCACACCACAUGCAACGACAGGCAAAUCUCCAUCUAUGCUCCUCAUGGGAAGACAAAUCAGAACGGCUAUUGACCUCUUGCGACCCGCCUUAGACACGCACCGCCUACAUGCUGCGACCAGGCAGAAACGGAAUUACUACCGGAGUGCGCAGGACAGUCUUUUUGAGGUUGGUCAACCAGUUUGGGCUGCUGAUCCGAUGGACAGGCGACACCGGGUUAAGGGAUCCAUAACCGGUAAAGUGGGCACGGUCAUCUACGAGGUCCAAUUCGCUGGUGGCCGGCAACGCAGAGUUCAUGCCGACCACUUGAAGACUCGCCUGACAGCCGAUAGCUCCGAACCGUCACAGACCCUUCCCUGGCCGGAGUCAGAGACGUCAUUGGCACCAGCCCCACCUACACAAGAGCACGGCGAUCCUCCCAGACCACCACCGGCACGCUAUCCCAAAAGAGACCGGAGACAGCCGUCCCGCUACGUUCCUUCUAUAGGGAAGGAAUGUAGUGGAUGA